UUGCUCAACAAACUUUAACUAAGAAAGAUGGAAAAAAUUCUCGUGCUUUUUUGUUCCUUUGUGCUUAUUUCUUCUGUAAUUAGUGGUGAUCGAUACCAUCCAAGGAAGACAGCAGAAGAUAUUGAAGGACAAUGGAGGCCUGGAUCUGAUCCACAAGGAAUAAAUCUCGAUGGAUAUACGGAAUUUUGGAUGAAGCAUGGACAAGAUUAUAUAAAUUCACAAAUCAACAAAAAGAGAAAUAAUGGAAAAGCUAAAAACAUCAUUAUGUUCUUGGGUGAUGGAUUGACACUCACAACAACAGCAGCAACUAGAAAGUAUCUUGGUGGAGAAGAAGUUCAGCUGUCUUAUGAACAAUUGCCUUAUUAUGGCUUAGUAAAGACUUAUUGUGUUGAUAGACAGGUUCCUGACUCUGCUUGUACCGCAAACGCUUUUCUUCAUGGAGUUAAAAACAAUUAUCAAGGACUCGGUAUAUCUGCAAAUGUUCCGAGAGCAAACUGUGAUUUUGAGGAUUCAGAUAUUACAUACUCAAUAGCUAAGUGGGCUCAGGACGCAGGUAUGGCAACUGGAAUUGUCACAACAACUAGAAUCACGCAUGCGACACCAGCCAGUGCUUAUGCUCACGUUCCACACCGAUCUUGGGAAAAUAACGCAGAUAUGGCAGCAAGAUGUGGCACAAAAACCCGUCGUACAGUCGACAUUGCCGAACAGCUCGUCUACAAUGAAGAAGCCCAAAAGUUUAAAGUCAUCCUUGGUUGUGGUCGACGCAAUUUCAUCAAUGCAACAGUCCGUGAUGAGGAAAAUGUUUUAGGUCGUCGAACUGAUGGACGUAAUUUGAUUGAAGAAUGGAUUCAGGAAAGAAAUCAAGCUGGAAAGGCUGAAUAUGUGUGGCACAGACAACAAUUAGAUGAGAUUGAUGUAGACAAGACUGAUUAUCUUUUGGGACUGUUCGAGAGCGAUCACUGCAUGUACAGAAAUGACAUUGUUGACAAUCGAUUGCUAAGACAGGAACCACUUUUAACAGACAUGACAAGGAAGGCGAUUGAAAUGCUGAAAAAGGAUGACAAUGGCUUCUUUUUAUUAGUUGAAGGUGGUCGCAUUGAUCAUGCACAUCAUGCAAAUCGAGCCAGACAGUCUUUGGAUGAAACUGCUGAAUUUGCAAGAGCAAUUGAACUAGCUAAGCUGCUUACAGACAGCAAUGAUACAAUGAUUGUCGUCACAUCUGAUCACAGUCAUGUCUUCACAUACUCUGGAUAUCCUUGGAGAUGGCAGGAUGUCUUAGGAAUCGCCAUGAGAGAUAGCAAUCGUGUGCCUUUUGAAACUUUAUCUUAUGCCAAUGGACCAUCGUAUGGCAACACAUUUGUGAACGGAGUUCGUCGAGAUAUCACAGAUGAUGACUUUACAGCAUCAAGGAGGACACAUCAGUCAAUGGUUCCACUUAGUUCUGAAACUCAUGCAGCUGAAGAUGUUGCAGUAUAUGCUGAUGGACCUUGGGCUCAUUUAUUGACUGGAAGUUAUGAACAGAGCAGCAUUCCGAUGGUUAUGGCUUAUUCAGCACAGAUUGGGCCUUUUUCUAAUAGAUUUCCUAUUGUUCCUGCUAAAUGAUUUGACAU
Molecule: messenger RNA, 1610 nt
Organism: Chironomus riparius
Lineage: Eukaryota; Metazoa; Arthropoda; Insecta; Diptera; Chironomidae
Source: the annotation of a GenBank genome assembly